Messenger RNA from Ochotona curzoniae (black-lipped pika), 1740 nucleotides. It is a transcript of the gene KLHL30, whose product is annotated as kelch like family member 30. Bases 1 to 1740 code for a protein of 579 amino acids. The transcript is spliced from 7 exons. The record is from RefSeq and is a predicted model, not a curated record. Gene Ontology annotation, molecular function: protein binding. Lineage: Eukaryota; Metazoa; Chordata; Mammalia; Lagomorpha; Ochotonidae.
AUGGUGCGCCACGUGGACGACCUGGACUUCCAGCUGCCCUCACAUGCACAGGAUAUGCUGGCCGGCCUCCAGCGGCUGCGCUCGCAGCCCAAGCUGGCAGAUGUCACGCUGCUGGUGGGCGGCCGGGAGCUGCCCUGCCACCGCGGCCUGCUGGCCCUCAGCAGUCCCUACUUCCAUGCCAUGUUCGCAGGCGACUUUGCAGAGAGCUUCUCAGCCCGCGUGGAGCUGCGGGACGUGGAGCCGGCUGUGGUGGGGCAGCUGGUGGACUUUGUGUACACAGGCCGGCUGACCAUCACGCAGGCCAACGUGGAGGUGCUGACCCGCACGGCCGCACGCCUCCACUUCCCGGCUGUGCAGCAGGCGUGUGGCCGCUACCUGCAGCAACAGCUGGAUGCCACCAACUGCCUGGGCAUCUGUGAGUUCGGGGAGCAGCAGGGGCUGCUGGGCGUGGCCGCCAAGGCCUGGGCCUUCCUGCGAGAGAACUUUGAGGCUGUGGCCCGUGAGGACGAGUUCCUGCAGCUGUCCCGUGACCGGCUGACCACCUGCCUGGCCAGCGAUCUGCUGCAAGCACAGCCUGAGCAGAGCCGCCUUGAGGCCCUGCUGCGCUGGGUGCGCCACGACCCUCAGGCCCGUGCCACUCACCUGCCCGAGCUGCUCAGCCUCGUGGACCUGGACACUGUGCCCAGGUCCUGCGUGCAGCACCUGCUGGCCACAGAGCCACUGAUCCAGGGGUCGGAGGCAUGCCGCGCCGUGCUGACCCGAGCCCAUGGGGAGGCACUGGCCGUCCUUCCACAGAGACUAGAGGAGGUGCUGGUGGUGGUCGGUGGACGGGCUUUGGAGGAGGACGAGGAGGGCGGGGAGGAGCCCGCUCCCCGCUCUGGGAACUUCGCCUUUUACGACACCAAAGCCCGCCGCUGGAUGGCGCUGCCCGACUUCCCUGACUACCACAAGUGGGGCUUCUCGCUGGCAGCUCUGCACAACCACAUCUAUGUCACAGGUGGCUCACGGGGCACCAAGACGGACACCUGGUCGACCACCCAGGCCUGGUGCUUCCCACUGAAGGAGGCGGCCUGGAAGGCCGUGGCGCCCAUGCAGAAGGCGCGCACCAACCAUGCCAGCGCCGCGCUCAACGGGGAGAUCUACGCCAUUGGAGGCACCACGCUGGACGUGGUGGAGGUGGAGAGCUAUGACCCCUUCACGGACAGCUGGACGCCAGUCAGCCCAGCCCUCAAGUAUGUCAGCAACUUCUCCGCCGCCGGCUGCCGUGGCCGUCUGUACCUGGUGGGCUCCAGCGCCUGCAAGUACAACGCGCUGGCCCUGCAGUGCUACAACCCAGUCACAGACGCCUGGAGUGUGAUCGCCUCCCCCUUUCUGCCCAAGUACUUGUCGUCACCUCGCUGCGCCGCCCUGCACGGGGCGCUGUACCUCAUCGGGGACAACACCAAGAAGGUGUACGCGUACGACCCGGGGGCUAACCUGUGGCAGAAGGUGCAGUCUCAGCACAGCCUGCACGAGAACGGCGCACUGGUGCCGCUGGGCGACGCGCUGUACGUGACCGGCGGCCGCUGGCAGGGCAUGGACGGAGAGUACCACGUGGAGAUGGAAGCCUACGACACCGUGCGUGACUCCUGGACCCGCCACGGCGCCCUGCCCCGCCUCUGGCUCUACCACGGGGCCUCGGCCGUCUUCCUGGAUGUCGCCAAGUGGACGCAGCCCUUCAGGCCCGCCCAGGAGCACUAG